Phlebotomus argentipes is the source of this 1513-nucleotide messenger RNA. It is a transcript of the gene DMAP1, whose product is annotated as DNA methyltransferase 1-associated protein 1. The record is from RefSeq and is a predicted model, not a curated record. The transcript is spliced from 4 exons. Gene Ontology annotation, molecular function: transcription corepressor activity. Lineage: Eukaryota; Metazoa; Arthropoda; Insecta; Diptera; Psychodidae. Gene Ontology annotation, cellular component: NuA4 histone acetyltransferase complex; Swr1 complex; nucleus. The coding region runs from base 78 to 1394 and encodes 438 amino acids. Gene Ontology annotation, biological process: DNA repair; negative regulation of transcription by RNA polymerase II; chromatin remodeling.
GCUCUUGCGGCAAACUUCAGUCUGCAAGUCUGAUUUGUUUACAGUGCAGGUGAUUCGCAUUUUCUUACAAAAUCAAGAUGUCCGCAGAUAUACGUGAUAUUAUGGAGCUGGAGCGUCCACCGACGCCGGAGGUGACAAAAGAGGCGCUCCUGAGUUCCAAGAAGAAACACAAUCCCGAAAGGGCGAAGGCUAUGAAGCGCCCCGAAGGGAUGCACAGAGAGGUAUUUGCCUUGCUGUACAAUGACAAUAAGGACGCUCCGCCACUUCUGCCGUCAGACACUGGCGGCAUUGGCACAGGAUACAAGCAAACGAAGGCGCGACUGGGAAUGAAGAAGGUCAGGAAGUGGCACUGGGCGCCGUUCUCAAACCCCGCGCGCACAGACAAUGCCGUCUUCCAUCACUGGAAGCGCAUCUCGGACGAGCCGAAGGUGUAUCCGUUCGCGCAGUUCAACAAGCAGCUCAGCAUUCCCAGUUAUUCGAUCACAGAAUACAACACACACUUGCGGACAAAUCACGCCAAGUGGUCGAAGGCUCAGACGGAUCAUCUGAUGGACUUGGCGAAGAGAUUCGACCUGCGAUUCGUGGUGAUGGCGGAUCGCUGGGACAAAGAGACGCACGGCAUGAAAAGUGUGGAGGACUUGAAGGAGCGCUACUACGAGGUGACAAGCAUUCUCAGUAAAAUCAAGGGCACUUCGGACAAGAAGACGUACGUCUUCGACGCUGAACACGAGCGGAAGCGCAAGGAGCAGCUGAAGAAGCUGUUCGAGCGCACGGCGAAGCAGAUUGAGGAGGAGCAAAUGCUGCUGAACGAGCUGAAGAAGAUUGAGGCGCGGAAGAAGGAGCGCGAGCGUAAAACGCAGGACCUGCAGAAGCUCAUCUCGCAGGCGGAUCAGCAGGGUGAGGCGCAGCAGAACACGUCGUCGAGCAGGAAGCAGGACAAGAAGCUGAACAAGAAGAAGCAGCUGAGUCAGCAGAGGCCGUCGAAGGUGGAUUCGGUGGUGAGCGCCGUGGAGUCGGCGGGCAUCAAGUUCACGGAUCUCAGAGGCACGGGCGUGUCUCUGCGGUCGCAGAAGAUGAAGCUGCCGGCGAAUGUGGGCCAGAAGAAGGCCAAAGCGCUCGAGCAGGCGAUUCAGGAGUUCAAAGUCGAUCCGACUCCGCCGCCGACUGAGGAGAUUUGCCUGGCGUUCAACGAACUGCGCUCAGACAUGGUGCUGCUGUGCGAGCUGCGCACCGCUCUGGCCACGUGCAACUUCGAGCUGGAGAGCCUCAAGCAUCAGUACGAGGCGGUUUGUCCUGGGAAGACUCUCAACAUUCCGGCAUCGCUGGUGACACCGCCCGAAGACGUGAAACCGGCGGAAGGGGCCAUCGACGUCGUGGGUUCGCCGCAUCCGUGAAGUGCGCGCGCUCGCGUGAGUGUGAGUGUGAUGCAUCAUAAUACAAUGACUUUAUUCAGGUAACUUUUUUUUGUCGCUCGCCUCGGCGGAAAGAGAGUGAUGAAAGGAGAGGGAGAAAA